AAAACCAGUGCGCCCUCCUGAGCCGCACCACUCUGCCCUGACCUUUGGAUCGAGACGGAGCUGCUUCUUCCGACAGUCACCAAAGCCACCAUGGACGUCCACCGAGUGUCUAGCCGCAACCCAAUGGAUUUUAACUUCGACAGCGUGGAGCCCAAACACGGGAAGACGCUGCCGUGCCAAGAGGACCGCUUCGACAGCGGCCUGGAUUCCCUGAAGGAGGACGAGCUGGUCAACGACUUUGAGGAGCUGCACAUGGACAUACGCGACGAGCGCACGCAGGAAUACGAGCCGUGGAGAUCUGCAGUGACGGACGACGGUGACUCGCUCCUCCACUUGGCCAUCAUCCAUGAAGCCACAGAACAUGCCUUCCAGAUGAUCAAAGUUUCUAACAAUCACCCCUUCCUCAAUGCACAGAACCACCAGAGACAGACUGCCCUCCACCUGGCCGUGAUCACAGAGCAGCCCCAGUUAGUAGAGCGGCUCCUGAAGGCCGGCAGUGACCCACAUCUGGCCGACGACAGCGGGAACACAGCUCUCCACGUCGCCUGCAAGAAGGGCUCCCUCGCCUGCUUCGGCGUCAUCACCCAGAACUGCCAGCGCCACAUCGCCUCCAUGGUGUCCUUCCCCAACUACAGUGGACACAACUGUCUCCACUUGGCGUCCAUUAACGGCUACAUCUCAUUGGUCGAAAGCCUCGUUCAGCUGGGUGCAGACAUCAACGCACAGGAACAGUGCAGUGGGCGGACGUCGCUCCAUCUGGCCGUAGAUCUCCAGAACCCUACGCUGGUCCUUCGCCUCCUCGAGCUCGGCGCCGACGUGAACUGCUUGAACUAUGGCGGCUUCACGCCGUACCACCUCACCUACGGACGCCAGAGCGAGGAGAUCCGCCGGCAGCUGUACGAGAAGACGGCGCAGGAGCUGAGGGAGCUGCCCGACAGCGAAUCAGAUGAGAGUGAUAUGGAGGAUCUGGAUUCAUCGGAGGAUGAGCUGUACGAUGACAUCAAGUUUGGAAAGUAAACAGAAGUCUACCGGUGGUGUGAACGACCGUGAAGCUGCUACGUGGCCCAGCCUCGGCCCCCAACGAGGGACGUCAGUCCACGUCCCCCGUCCAAGUCCACAGGUGCUGGUCCUGGGAUCAAAAGAACGUGGAGGAAGAAGGAGUCCGGUCUGGUCAAGCCCGGUCCAGAUCACAGAAGGAUCUGCACCGAACACCAUAGAACCGCAAGACACAACCUCCAUACAGUCUUAUAUACUGUAAAUAUUCAUUGUGUAUAUAACAGACAUGUAAUAUAUUGUAAAUAGAAAUUAUUUUUGUACAUGUGAAUUUAAACACUAUAAACAAAGUUGUUCUGAAUAAAAAUAAGUUUAUAAAUAUACA
Messenger RNA from Cyclopterus lumpus (lumpfish), 1378 nucleotides. It is a transcript of the gene nfkbiaa, whose product is annotated as nuclear factor of kappa light polypeptide gene enhancer in B-cells inhibitor, alpha a. Gene Ontology annotation, molecular function: protein binding. The coding region runs from base 91 to 1017 and encodes 308 amino acids. NCBI's taxonomy places the organism in Eukaryota, Metazoa, Chordata, Actinopteri, Perciformes, Cyclopteridae. The transcript has 6 exons. The record is from RefSeq and is a predicted model, not a curated record.